Messenger RNA from Penaeus monodon (black tiger shrimp), 447 nucleotides. RefSeq lists its product as uncharacterized. The record is from RefSeq and is a predicted model, not a curated record. Lineage: Eukaryota; Metazoa; Arthropoda; Malacostraca; Decapoda; Penaeidae. The transcript has a single exon. The coding region runs from base 1 to 447 and encodes 148 amino acids.
AUGAUGAAAAAACACAGAGAAGAGGAAGAAUUGCAUAUGUUCUUCAUGGGCUUGGGAAAGGCGUAUGAUAGAAUGCCUAGGCAAGAAGCAUGGAGGUGCAUGAGGGGAAAGGGGGUAGCAGAAAAGUAUGUGAGAUUAGUCCAGGAUGUUUAUGAAGGGGCAAAAACGAGAGUAAGAGGCAGUGUGGGAGUCAGAGGUUGGAUAACCGUAAGACUGGGAUUACACCAGGGUUUUUCCUUAAACCCAUACCUUAUCAAUCUUAUUAUGGAGGUUCUUUCUGAGGAUGUAAAAGAUCGGGCGACGUGGUGUAUGCUGCUUGUAAACGACAUAGUUAUCUGCUCUAACAACAGAGGAGAGAUCGAAAGGAAACUAGAGUACUGGAGAAGGGAUUUGGAAGACAGAGGAUUAAAAGUCAGAAAAGAAGACAGAAUAUUUAAGUUUCUAUGA